Molecule: messenger RNA, 1352 nt
Organism: Venturia canescens
Lineage: Eukaryota; Metazoa; Arthropoda; Insecta; Hymenoptera; Ichneumonidae
Gene: SelT
Product: selenoprotein T
Exons: 4
Coding region: 427-1023 (198 amino acids)
Biological process (GO): cell redox homeostasis
Cellular component (GO): endoplasmic reticulum membrane
Molecular function (GO): thioredoxin-disulfide reductase (NADPH) activity
Source: RefSeq, a predicted model, not a curated record
AAAAAUGAUCUUUCAUAGUUGACAACACGGGCUGACAAUUAAUCUCCGUGGUGUCUGGAAGCACAGUAGUGAUAUCGGGGGAUUUUCAUGCUGUUUAUGCUAUUGAAAGAAAAAGAUAAACGGUAUAUAUUUUCGGAUGCAAUUGGGUAAUUUUUUUGUUUUUUAUCGACACGUCAUAUAACGAGGGUGCGGUGGUGAGAAGAGACAGAAGUUUGGCAACGCUGGAAAGUAAUCAGCAGGUUGCCUCAUGCUGGCUUCAGUGAGAGUUGUCACAUAAAUAUUUAUUACAUAUUCUCGUGAAAUAGGCCCUGUGAAAGGAAAAAAAAUUCAAAUUCAUUUUUUUGUUUUUUUUUUUAGUUUGACAUUCGAAGACGUAUUUUUUCCUUUCCCUUUUUUAAUCUCCAGUUAUAAAUGAUAUAGCUCAAAAUGUUGUCUCUGAAGUUAAGUAUCUCGCUGUUCAUGCUCCUUUGCGCCGUAAACACGGGUGCACAUACAGCCGACGAUGAAAUGUCUUUAACCAAACUUGGUGCAAACAGUGGACCUACGCUCAAGUUUUAUUACUGUUAUUCCUGUGGCUAUAAGCGAGUUUUCCAAGAUUAUGUCAACAUCCUCCAACAAAAGUAUCCAGAGCUCCAAAUCGAUGGAGAGAAUUACAACCCACCCGGUUACAAUAUGUGGAUUGCCAAAUUUUUGGGUACAGCCAAGAUUAUUCUUAUAGUAUUGAUAAUUACUGGAGUAAAUAUUUUACAAUUCCUGGGUCAACCUACACCAUUUUGGUGGCAAUGGUGCAUCGACAAUCGUUUGUACGGAUGUAUCAUGAUAUUCUUCUUGUGCAACGCCAUCGAGGGACACUUGAUAUCGUCCGGAGCUUUUGAAAUUUUGUUCAAUGAUGUUCCUGUAUGGUCGAAGCUUGAAACUGGAAGAAUGCCACAACCGCCUGAACUAUUCCAGAUUAUUGAUAAUCACAUUCACAUGUUAUAUCCAGAUAUGAAAUUUAAAGACAUAACGUUCAACAACAAAUAAUCAGCUGGUGUGAGGCGCUGAAUAUUGAAGACAAGCAAUUGAUAAUCCAUGUAUAAAUGGCAUAGUUCAAACGCCAUUUUGAGAUUCCUACGUGUCAUGAGUCGAAACUUAAGCUCAGGUUUACUUUCCUUUUUUGUAUAAGUAUCUCAUGAAAUGUAAUAUUCUCGAGAAGCAGGCAGAGAGAAACAGUUCGUAAGAAUAUGAAAAAAAAAAAAUUGAGAUUCUGUUGUCUUUUCUUCAUCUUUGCAAGAAAUCAUUGUCGAUUUGUAAGACGUUACCAAGAAUGACUAGAAGGAAUAAAUGGAUUGUAUGUUUAUGUACAUAUAAAA